UCUCUUAUCUAUUUUCACAUACCGCUCCAACCCGAUUCGGCUCCGAAAUGGACUCUGAGUCUGUAAGUUCCGCGAAUCCCUCACGCUUGCCUUUGAGCAUUUAGAAAGAAACUUUUCGGGAAAUAACAUAAGAGAGAGAGAAAAAAAAAAAAACUGAAUCCAUCCAUUUCUAGGGCUUUAGUUGAAUGUAUUCUUCUAUGUAUUUGAUUUAUUAAAAAUUCAAAUAUUAAUUCCACGUUAGUUUUUUUUCUUUUUCAUUUCUAGUUUUGAAGGAUUCGCGAUUGUAAAUGCUGCUUAGGGUUCUUGAAGGAUUGCUGCUUUGAUAUAUAUAUAUUCGAUUUGGAACGAGAUUUCCUGGGUUGAUUGUCCGAUUUUGGGACCUUCUCUUUUUGGAGGAAAUUGCGUGAUUGGGAGGGUUGAUUUUAGGGUUUUUUUUAGCCACUGAUUUUCGAAACGGGGAAGAUAGGUUUGGGUUAGAGGAUAAUGUGUAUACUGUGUGUGAUUCAGAAGUGGUCUCGCCGGGUUGCUACGAUGCUGCCUUGGUUAGUUAUACCUCUCAUAGGUUUAUGGGCUCUUUCUCAGCUAUUGCCACCUGAUUUUCGAUUUGAGAUCACGUCCCCAAGGCUGGCUUGCGUUUUUGUGCUUUUGGCAACUCUAUUUUGGUAUGAGAUUUUGAUGCCCCGGCUAUCUGCUUGGAGGGUUAGAAGGAAUGCACGCCUCAGGGAGAGGAAGAGGUUUGAGGCUAUAGAAUUGCAGAAGCUUCGUAAAACUGCAACACGAAGGUGUCGGAACUGUCUGACUCCAUAUAGGGAUCAGAAACCUAGUGGUGGUCGUUUUAUGUGCUCUUAUUGUGGCCAUAUUUCAAAGAGACCUGUUUUGGACUUGCCAGGUCCACCUGGUCUGGGUAUUUCAAAUUCUGGGAUCAUUAAGGAUCUUGUUGGAAAAAGUGGGAAAAUCUUGAAUGGAAAGGGAUGGUCGGAGAAUGGGUGGAUGUGUGGGCAGGAUUGGCUAGAGAAUGGCAACUGGGUCACUGGGUCUGUUGCAGGGAAACCUAGCUAUUGGUGGAAGAAUGGCACUGGUGACUUUGGAGGAAAUGAAGAUUGUUUGGCGAAGAAAUCUUAUUCAGGCAUUGUUAUUUUUGCAUGCAGACUGUUAACGUCCUUCUUGAGCAUGAGGUGGCUUCUGAGAAGGAUUUUUGGGGUUAGUUCAUCAAAUUAUGAUGCUUCAUCUGAUGCAGACCACAGGGGCAUGUUGACUAAGAGGGGUGAGAAUGGGACAAGCUUUCAUGAGAGCAGAGGAGAAAAAGCACGCAGAAAAGCUGAAGAAAAGAGACAGGCUAGGUUAGAAAAGGAGCUUUUGGAGCAAGAAGAGAGAAAGCAAAGAGAGGAGGUUGCAAGAUUGGUGGAAGAAAGGAGGAGAUUGAGGGAUGAAAAACUGGAGGCUGAAAAAGAUUGCAGCAAAUUAUCACCAUCUGCUAAGGAGAAAGAGAUAAAAAGGGAAGCAGAAAAGUCUAAAGAGAGAAGGAAAGAUAAAGCAUUUAGUAAGAGCCACACUGAUACAGAAGAGCUUGAAAAGAGAGCUGGUAAGGAAACUGAACUGAAGCGUGACACUGAUAAGAAGUGUGAGAUUGAUUUCCGGGAACAUCUGAGGUCUGGGUCUGAUUAUCUCAAGGGAAAUGCACUAGAAACAGGACAUGGAAUUAAAAGUACUCCUGCAAUUAAUUUUAGCCGGGGAAAUGGUGGAACUAGAUACCUUGACCCUAUUAGGGGUACAUUUUUGUCAUCCUCUAAAGCUUUUACGGGAAGUAGUUUCUUUGGAAAGAAUACUAAUAUUCCUGCUAUUGCAAAAGAAAACAAAACUAAUAAUCCUGUAGACCAUGCCCAUGCUUCAGCCAAUAGGAGAGAUUUCUGUCCAUCUGAACGAGUAGCUGGGAAGUUGAGUAUGGAUGGAGAUGAUAAGAAUGUUAAAAUCAACCACUCUGUGCUUUCAGAACCCCAACUGUGGGCAGCACCUAAAAAAUCUUGGCAACAGUUAUUUACUCGUUCACCUUCCCUUCCUCCAGUCUCAAAUGCAAAUGUUAUUAGUAGACCGACUUUGAAGAAUAAACCAGAAGCUCAGAGCCCACCAUUUCCUAGUCAUUCAACAAUACAGACAUUUGAUAAUCCUAUCAAUUUUGGACUACCAUCACCAUUUAUAUCUAUGUACACAAAUGGAGUCCCCAGCAGUAGUUUAGGUUUCUCACCAGCAAUUGAACCCAUUUUCCCUCGUGCUGCUGAAGGGCUAAGUGAAAUUAUACCAGAAGAGCCAGAGCUCUUUGAAGACCCCUGUUAUGUUCCUGAUCCGGUAUCCUUGCUUGGGCCUGUUUCUGAGUCGCUUGAUAAUUUUCAGUUGGACUUGGGUGCUGGGUUUGGGAUGGACGUGGGAACGGAAAGGCCUUGUGGUUUGAAGAAUAUAUCUGCUUCUUCUGAAAUUAACAAGCCCUCACCUAUUGAAUCCCCAUUGUCAAGAUCACGUUCUGCUACCCCAAAGGCCCAAGAUCUUCAAACUUCUUCUGUGGAUGAUACUAAUGCAAAUGAGAAAAGGACAUGGCAGAUGUGGAGCAGUUCUCCCCUUGGUCAGGAUGGUCUGGGCUUGAUGGGUGAUCCAGCAAGCUGGCUUCUACCACUGGAACAUAAUAGAUCAAACAAGGAUGACCUUUUGCACCUUUCUUCUCAGAAAACUAUGGUGUCAUUGUUUGCAAAAGAGGACCCUAUACUUGCUGGUAAACGAUCUCCUCAGAAGGUUUUUCUUGGUAAUGGCCAGAAUGGUGGUACAUUCAGUCCUGUACCUGGCCUGAGUGAUCAUGAUCCAUGGUUACAGGAUACUUCCUUUCCACCAUUAUGUGGCAGUGAUAACCGUUUUCCUAACAAGUCUCUGGAGGAAAUGAAUUAUGGGAGUCUCAAUGGAUCUGCAGGCACCUAUCCAUUUGAGCCGUCUGCUGCAAGCUGUUGGCCCAAAAAGGAAUGGGGGGCUAUGCAAGAUUCAGAACAACCAGUUGGAAAGUCUUCUAUUUCAAGGCCCCAUGUUGGCGGUUUAUUUGACAACCAGAUGUACAGUCACUUUGGUAAUUUGAUUGAAAUAGAAAAAGAAAAGUGACACAUAGCCAAUUGGAGGAUUGACUCGAUGCAUGCUUUGAAACAAUAACAGCUCUUGAUCCUACUUUGUCGGUCAUAGUUAGAUUUGCGGUAUCUAAAGUGUUGGUAGUUCGGUAGACUUGAAUAUAUGGUACGUGGACUCAGAUAUGAUUGAUACGGGUAUAAUUUUUUUUCUUAUUCGGGUGAUAUCUACAUGGUUAUAUUUCUGUAUACAUGUUCAUGUUCGAAUAUGCUUAGAACACAAUUAGUAGGAGAAAUUUCAAGAAAAUUGAUAAGUGGAUACAAUCCUUGUACAAUCCUGAUAAAGAGAGAUCCAGAGAUGACUGUCUCGAUUGACUUAAGAGUUAUCAAUUGGUUUAAAUAUGUUGAUUUUUGUACUCUUUUAAAAUUUAAAUUUAAAUUUUAGUUUUAUAUUUUAA
Messenger RNA from Gossypium raimondii (Peruvian cotton), 3553 nucleotides. RefSeq lists its product as uncharacterized. The transcript has 3 exons. The coding region runs from base 484 to 3135 and encodes 883 amino acids. NCBI's taxonomy places the organism in Eukaryota, Viridiplantae, Streptophyta, Magnoliopsida, Malvales, Malvaceae. The record is from RefSeq and is a predicted model, not a curated record.